Messenger RNA from Rhodamnia argentea, 1335 nucleotides. RefSeq names its product chaperone protein dnaJ 6. The transcript is spliced from 8 exons. Bases 222 to 1079 code for a protein of 285 amino acids. Lineage: Eukaryota; Viridiplantae; Streptophyta; Magnoliopsida; Myrtales; Myrtaceae. The record is from RefSeq and is a predicted model, not a curated record.
UUCCCAAAACCAAUUCACGCCAUUCCGGCGGGAAAAAGGAAGGGCGGGCGAACGAACGAAGAACCGCGAAAUGGCGGGAACGAUCCCCGGCGCGGAAAUAUUAAUCCGAGAAAACCUAGAGAGUAGGAGCGCUUCGGCCUAGUUCCUCUCUUUCUUUCACGGCAAGCAAGCGAUCCCUCACCCCAUCUCCAGCUCUAGUUUGGCUCCGAGGCCACGCAGGCAUGGGGAGGAAGAAGAAGGAGGAGGAAUCUAGGGCUCCUCAGGACGACGCAGAGGAGAUGAACGACGGGGAUCGCGCGGAGUCUUCCGCGGCUGGGAUGAGCUUGUACGAGAUUCUUGGUAUGGAAAGGACAGCAACUCAGCAGGAAAUAAAGAAGGCAUACUAUAAGUUGGCCCUGCGACUCCAUCCUGAUAAGAAUCCUGGUGAUGAGGAAGCCAAAGAAAAAUUUCAGCAAUUACAAAAGGUGAUCUCGAUUCUAGGUGAUGAAGAGAAACGGGCAUUAUAUGAUCAGACUGGCUGUGUCGAUGAUGCUGACCUUGCAGGGGAAGUCGCUCAGAAUCUGCAUGAGUACUUUAGAGCUGUAUACAAGGUGGUUACUGAAGCAGACAUCGAAGAGUUUGAGGCAAACUAUAGAGGUUCUGAUUCUGAAAAGAAUGAUCUGAUUGAUCUGUACGAGAAAUUCAAGGGUAACAUGAACAGACUUUUCUGUUCGAUGCUCUGCUCAGAUCCUAAGCUUGAUUCCCACCGCUUUAAGGAUAUCAUCGAUGAUGCAAUAGCAGCAGGAACGUUGAAGACAACCAAGGCGUAUCAGAAGUGGGCAAAGCAAAUUUCUAAAACUGAACCACCUACAGAUCCUCUUAGAAAGAGGGGGAAAGCGAAAAAGAAGUCAGACGAUCUUCUCACAAUUAUAUCUCAGCGCCGAAGUGAAAGAAAGGAGCAUUUUGAUUCCAUGUUUUCAUCUCUGGUGAAUAAAUAUGGUGGGGGAACGCAGGGUUCAGAACCCAGUGAAGAAGAAUUUGAGGCUGCAAGAAAGAAACUUGAGAGCCGGAAGUCUGCCAAAAAGUCCAGGCAGAAAUAACAGGAACAUGUGAUGUAGCUCUCUAUUGGAUUAACCCCAUGUAUAUAGCUUUUGUUGCUUUGAGCACUCUCUUAUGCUCCUAAUUUAUGUCGCCAAAAUUGGUGUGCGUUUUCAGAUGACAGUUGCUCAAUGCACUCUCGUUUGUUUGCCUGUUUUUCUGGCAGUGCAAGAACUAGAUUUGUCGUAAUACUGGAAAUUUGUCCGAUAAAGUAUUUAUUAGUGCAAAAUAGGUGGCCUCUCUGAGCAACUUUUGGCA